Molecule: messenger RNA, 1766 nt
Organism: Actinia tenebrosa (Australian red waratah sea anemone)
Lineage: Eukaryota; Metazoa; Cnidaria; Anthozoa; Actiniaria; Actiniidae
Source: RefSeq, a predicted model, not a curated record
GCUGAUUUCUUUAUGGCAUGGUUCUGUUAAACAUCACAGUAUGCUGUUACUAAUUACAUAAAAGAAGCGUCCAAAUGGUUGCUGUUUUAUGAUUGGCCAAUUCUUGACAAGAAACUUGAGCCAUGAGCAAACAUACAUGUUAAUUGUUGGUCCUGAAUCUGUUGCUGAAGGAACUGUUAUGAUUCCUGUAAAUUUCUAACGAUUUUAGACGACAAAAAUGCAUGCAGAACUCGUGGUUGCCUUCGUUUYUCUUUCACUAAUAUCAGCAGUAUCAUCCCUGGACUGUUACGUGUGUGGUAGCACUGAAUCCUGGUCUAUGUGCAUGAAGAAUAGAUUCGUUGAAACAUGUAAGCCAUGGGARGACCGUUGUUAUAAAGCAUCAGUAGACACAACCUACGAGGGCAAAAAACUCACCCGUUUUACACGUGGGUGCACAUCAGCCAAGCUCUGCUACGACAAAUCUAUGCCUGAYUGCAGGGCAGGCAUAAACAAAGAUUACUCUUUACCUUGUAAUGUCUUCUGUUGUGCUGGACGGAUCUGUAAUACUGGAGCUCUUCCUGUAGUCAGCGGUAUCGUUAUCGUGACAUGCGCUCUACUUGGUCUCCUGCUUUUCUAGAAAACGUCAGACGCUGAUUGKCUUAAAUAAUAAUGAGAUGUAAAAAUUGUUAGGAAAUUUUGCACUUUUAACACCACUUCAAUGGAGUUACCCGGUGAAACGUUUAGCUUAMACUUAAUGCUGUACAAGGACACAAGUGUAAAAAGUUUGCUCGUGGUCUACAUUUGGAUGCAAACUAUAUUCUUGGCAUUUACAGCAACAAUACUUGUAAUUACAAUCACAAUAUAAUCCGCUCUGAUAUGUAUGUUCCCAUCCAGUGUCUAAUGGACCCUAGAAUGCGAAGCUGACAUGAUAAUAUGAAAAGAGCCGGAUUACAAUUCUCCUCGAUGGAAUUUGCGGGGUUUUUUUCCUUUUUUCUUUUCUUUUCUUUUUUUCCUUUUUAUUUGUAUUUUCUAUGUUAGCCUCGUAUCCACGAUACAGGUGGUCUCGUUUUGACAGCCCAUCAAAAACCAGCCAAUCAUCGCGCAGGAAGAAAUCUGAUCAGGCGGUCUAUCGAAAAAAGUAUUCUAUCUAUUCUGUAACGAACACCUGGUUCAAAUGGUGCGUAGUGGUUUCAAUUGUUUUAUGAAAUUAUCGUGAAAUGAUAGCUGCUUGUUCACCGAUAAACAACUGAAACUUAGGACCGCCUGGUCAACUACAACAAUGCUCUGCUCACGUUCCCUGAGAUCACCUGGUUUGAGAAGGGUCCAUAACAUAAAACAUUCAGCCAAUCAGAACGCAGUAAAGCCUUUGUAUAUUCAUCAUUCUAUUCUUUCUUUCCAACAUGCGCUGAAGUUUUCUAUGGUAUAGCAUGUCGGUUUUCUCGUACACCAUGCCAUUUUCAAUCGUAUUUCUUGCAUAAAGCUAUUUCAUAAAAAAGUUUGAUGAAAGUAGCUUGUUUCAUCUUACUCGGGAUUAUGGGCGAACAAAGUAAUCAGCUAAAGGCCACAACGAUAUGAAAUUUUCCUACGCUUUAUCUGCACGUUUUUUCAAGCAUAAUUUCUUCCGUACUACGACAUAUAAAUAUAAUACCCAUUCCAAGCUUAGCACAGGUAGCCCUUAGUUUCUGUGGUGUCAUGGCAUAAGAAAAUGUAUGGCGAUACUUAAGAAAAACUCAAUAAGAUCGUCAAAAUGUGAAAUAAAGUAAAAAAAUCUUAGCUGUCCCUUAAAA